Brassicogethes aeneus is the source of this 1069-nucleotide messenger RNA. NCBI's taxonomy places the organism in Eukaryota, Metazoa, Arthropoda, Insecta, Coleoptera, Nitidulidae. The record is from the annotation of a GenBank genome assembly.
ACAAAAUGAAGAUUAAGUUAUGUUUAAUAUUUUUAUCCCAGAUUAUAUCAUUAAUUUUUUGUAAUGAAUUAUCCAAUGAAACCUUGAACGAACUACACAAUCUUAAAAACACAAUAAAAGCCAAUGUUCAUAGUAAAAUAAACCAACUUGCAAACGAUGGUAUCGAUUCAGAACCUAUAAUCUCUAAAAAUGGAGUUAAUAUUGUAACUAAUGAACCCAUAGACAUAGAUAAAAAUGAUAUCCACAAUUUAGCCAACGUAAUAAAACAAAGACUACAGAAAGAAUUAAAACCAGUUUACGGUCUUCGCUUAAUAUUUAGAAUGAAAAAUGGCGUGGGUGGAACCACCAUCGUUACAUUUUUUAAUGAUAUGAAGUUGGUAAUAAAAAAUAACCAAAUGUAUCAGUGUAGUGGUAAGAUAUCAGAUGAUGGUGCUUGUUCAGAGCCCCUACAAAAAUUUGCCCCGAACGAAAAUCAAGAUUUUUGUUACUUAAGAUCUUUUGCAGAAAUUGAGGGUGUUGUGUGUUUAUCAGAUUCACCAUUAAAAGGACAAAAGUGUGUUUUAAACAAAGAAGAAGUUUUAUCUAUUAAUAAAGAGGAAUAUAAGGCAUUAUGCGGGAACAUAGUAAAUAUUAUAAAAUAUAAAUACAUUUCAGAUAGAAAUAAUAGAAAGCACGUUGAAAUACCUAAUGAAAAUGACUUUGUUAAGUGUGAUAACGAAGAACCAGGUAUUUGCGAGUUUUCAAGCAAAAAUGUUAUUGGGAAUGAAAGUAAAUCUGAAGCUCUUUUAAAUACUGUUAAUGUAUAAAGGUCAUUCUAAAAAAACAAUAUUUUGUGCCCAACGAAAAUAUCUGUUUGUUCCUUACAGGAUCAGUAUAAUUGAAGGAUAUUUUUUCUUGUUCAUAUCAUUAGGUAGGUUGUAAAGACAAUAGCCUAAUUUGUGUAGUCUUAAACAUGUUUGUAAGUAUGCGUACCUAUUUAUUGUAUGUUAAUAUAAUGAUCGAACCGUAAAAUAAUCAAAUUAUAUUUGUAAAAUAAAUGUAACUUUCAAUAAACUGUUGAUAUACUAUA